GGACUGUUGAUUUGAGGUGAACAUGAUAAAUCACUCAUCUUCCAUCGCGAGAAUGGCCCUGCUGCUGCUGCUGCUGCUGGUUUACAGCACAGAUGCUAAGAUGGACAUUAUCACCAGUAGUCAAGAUAUUUUGUUGGGACAAAAGAUCAUAUUGUUGUGUAAAGCUGGGGACGAAGGAGAUAUAACAUGGCUAAAGGAGGGUGAGGAUGUAGAUAGUGAAUUAGUGAUACCAGUGGAUGAGACCACCUCAAAAUUGGUCAUUGAGAAGGCUACGAUGGGUGAUGCAGGCAAGUAUACUUGUCACUGUGAAUUCAACAGCGGACACACCGAUAACACGGAGAAACAGCUGUUUAUUUAUGAGGGUCCAUCAUUUGGCAGCACCACCACCUACCAUGAGUUUCUACAGGGCACAGAUGCAGUGGUUCCAUGCCUGGUGUCUGGCCGGCCAGCAGUGAAUGUUCUUUGGUUACGAGACGGGGAAGAAAUCCCUUCAAAUGAGGGAAGGCGUGUGCAUCAGAUGAAAGAUAACGCACUUCGUAUUGGAAAAGUUAAGGGAGACGAUGCUGGGACAUAUAUGUGUCAGGCCCAGAUCAGAGGACGACCUAUCCGUCAAGAUCUCCCCAUCUCUGUUGUCGUCAAUGUUCCUCCCUCUGUGCGCAUGAAAGAAGUGGUGAAGACAGUGAUGGCAGAAACCAACGUUUCCUUGCUGUGUCUGGUGGAGGGUCACCCAAAACCCAACAUCAGCUGGAGCAUGCCGGUGCAUUAUGACCCCUCACGUCAUCAGUUCAACUCUGAUCGCAGCCAGUUGACUAUACAGUCUGUUGCCAGGGCAGACUAUGGGGAAUACGUCUGCACCGCCAGCAACAAGAUAUCUGACAGCAGCGACAUCAUCAUGCUUCAUGUCUUUGAGGCCUCAGAUGUGGUUAUCACAGCAGAGCAGCUGCAUGUGUCAGCAGGUGAACAUGUAUCUGUGUCCUGUAACGUCUCUGGACAUCCUCAGCCUGAGCUACACUGGCUCAACAAGCAAAAUGGACAAACAGUGGGCUCUACUCCUGGUCGAGUCUAUGUUGAGGAUGGUGUAUUUGUGAUUAAAGAAGUGGUGCCCUCUGAUGGUGGACUGUAUUCCUGCAUGGCUGUUGGCUCCUCUGGAAAUGCCUCAAGAGAUGUUGCAAUACUCACCAAGCCCGGUCCACCUCACUACCUGUCAGUCUCACCUGCGGCCACCUCAGUCAUCUUCUCCCUUAAAACCCCACCCGUCAGCGGAGGGACACCAAUCACAGGCUAUGCCCUGCAGUGGAGACAACUUGCUGGGGAAACGUGGGAGGAGGUCAGAGUCUUAGCCUCAGAUACACUAGCUAUCAACUCCCUCAAGCCGUACACAUUGUACGAGGUGCGUUUGGCCGCCGUGAAUGCAGAGGGAGUGGGAGAGCACUCAGACACAAAAACUGUCCGCACCGAGGGAAUACGAGGUGAACCAGACAGUCCAGUUUUGAAAGAUGAUGAGAAAAAAAUAGAACAAAGAUCUGCAAUUAUCCCUCUUAAAUGCAAGGAUGAUGUUGGAACGCCUGUGCUGAAGUACAUAGUACGGUACAGACAGGAUAAAGACGGGGCUGAGUGGAUUGAGGAGGAGCUUCCAUCGAAUGCUUGCAAUGUUUCCCUCAAGGCCCUGUCUUUCAGUACUAAAUAUCAACUGGAAGUCACAGCAGUCAAUGCUAAUGGUUCCUCUAUCCCUGCCAAGCUCAACUUCGCAACCGGAGCGCAAGGUGGCAAAGUGACCAAAGGCACCGUGGCUGGCAUUGUCAUGUUCAUCUUCCUGCUGGUCUUCUUAGUGGUAGACGCCACCUGCUGUUACAGAAACCGUUGCGGUCUGCUCAUGUUCAUUGCUGUGAAACUCUUUGGACAGAAAAUUCCGGGUCUCAAAGGGUUUGAAGGAGGAGAUGGGAACACUAACGGAGAAGUGAAGCUGAAGGGGCUAUCCACUCCGACGGACAGCAUGCAACAGACAGGAGUUCAGACACUGGAGGUGGGGCAGCUUAGAGAGGUCACCUGCGACAAAGCCCCUCUUACCAAACACGAGAAAACACAAGUGGAUAGAGGACUGCCUACUAACAAUGCAUGAGACCAGCAACUGGAAAAACAAGAAACAAGAAAGAAGUUUGACAAGUUAUAAUGUAUUGACAGUAAACAACUGACUAAGAAGAGUCAAUGAUCUCUACAUCAGAUACAGCUACUAUGGGAAAAAGUCGAAGUGAAUGAUGUUGUCAACCUGUUUUAAAGCUUAACUACAGCAUCAGACCUCUGUGCUGUUGAAGUAAACAGUGAGAAGACAGCGGGCCUGUGUUCAGCCUCUCCUGACGUCACAUCCUCUCCUCAUGAUCAAAAACCAGAUUCCUGUGUGCAUGAAGACUUCCAGAGACUGCAGGCAGGAUAUGAUGUCAUUUUGUAGCAUUUUUGUUGCUCUGUCGGCUUUGAUAUUGAUGAGUUCAAUAUAAACUUUAUUAUAGACAAACUAAAAUUUGCUUUUACAAGGUAAUCAUGACGUCUGUUUUACAGGGUAAAAAAAAAUUGUUGUU
This is a messenger RNA of Scomber scombrus (Atlantic mackerel), 2573 nucleotides long. RefSeq names its product neural cell adhesion molecule 3 (gene ncam3). Gene Ontology annotation, biological process: cell adhesion. Gene Ontology annotation, molecular function: protein binding. The transcript has 17 exons. Lineage: Eukaryota; Metazoa; Chordata; Actinopteri; Scombriformes; Scombridae. Gene Ontology annotation, cellular component: membrane. The coding region runs from base 23 to 2119 and encodes 698 amino acids. The record is from RefSeq and is a predicted model, not a curated record.